Molecule: messenger RNA, 3633 nt
Organism: Brassica rapa (field mustard)
Lineage: Eukaryota; Viridiplantae; Streptophyta; Magnoliopsida; Brassicales; Brassicaceae
Product: pentatricopeptide repeat-containing protein At4g30700
Biological process (GO): RNA modification
Cellular component (GO): intracellular membrane-bounded organelle
Molecular function (GO): protein binding; RNA binding; zinc ion binding
Source: RefSeq, a predicted model, not a curated record
UUUUUUCAUUGAUUUAAGGUAGCCAAGAUUAAUCAUUGUUAGAUAAUAUGAUUUUUCUUAUUUAAAAAAAAUCUUUAUAAUUUUAAAAGUUAACAUCGACAAAUAUUUAAAUAAUUUACAUAUGGAAGUAUAGUAUUACAACAUUAAAUUAUAUCUAUUUAAUUUAUACUAUCUAUAAAUCCAAUGGAUCAUCUACUGUUUAAAUCUAGUUAUUAAUGGCCUAAUAAAAAUUUAUGGUAUUUGUAUCUUCUUCUAUAUAUAUAUACUUAGAUUAUUAUUUCAUUAUUAAAAUCGUAACUAUAUAUAUAAAGAUUAGUAAAAUAUUAUUUUAUUAUCAUACUCAAAGAUAUUGUAACAUUUCACAAAUUUAAAAGUUUUUUAAAAAUUAAACUUUUUAGUAAAUCUACUGUCCAAUGUUUAUCCUCUUCAUAACUCUCCCUGCUCUUUAUAAUUGUUACAGGUGGAGGAGAUGAACAAAAUGGUCUCAGAACUCGCUGUAGUAGUUGCAAAAGAGAGUUCUAUGCAAGGAAAAUGCGAAGAUCUUCUGGCCUCCACUGGCAUCAUGCAGAUAAAAGAGUGUAGCCUAAGGACUCAUCUGAUACAAACUAGGAGAGAAGAAGGAGAAGAAGAUGCAGAGGAGGAGACUCCUCCACUGUUGCCACCAAGAAAGUUUCCAUGGCCAUAAAUAACACACUUACAGUUCCACUCCCUCAACACUGAUGACUAAUCAUCACCUGUAAAUUGCUCUUUGAUGCCCUCACAUAUCUCCUUUUGAUUGUUAGAAGUCUUUUUUUUUUCCUUUUGUAUGAAUCACUAGCAUAGGAAAGAAGUGAAAGAUCGCGAGUUCGAAUCGUAGGAAGAGGAAAAAAGCAAUUUAAUUGUUUAACAUGUAAACUCUAAUGUGAGGUGUCUUUGAGGCGUUUUACUUAUAUAGAGUCGAUUAGUUUUACGGUUUAUAACAGAAAAAUAACUUAGGAUUGUUUUUGACUUUUUAUUUAAAUUAAUUUAUCAAAAAUCUAACCGCUUCAUGUAAUCGUUUUAUCAUACGAUGCAAAACGUUUAAAUAAUAAUAACGGAAGAACACAAAAUGAGUCGUUUUGCUUUCACUCAAAAAAGGCCAACAAAUGUUACUACGGACAGUAACAGCCGCCACCGCCGAGACAGCCGUUGCAGUGAUAAACAACAAGAACAGCUUCUUCGAUCUCUUCAAAGCUUCAACUUCACUCUCUCACCUCGCCCAAACCCACGCUCAGAUCAUUCUCCAUGGCCACCAAAACGACAUCCAACUACUCACAAAACUCACCCAACGUCUCUCCGACCUCGGCGCCAUCCCUUACGCUCGCGACCUCGUCCUCUCCUUCCAUAAACCCGACGUCUUCCUCUUCAACGUCCUCAUGCUCGGCUUCUCCAAGAACGGAUCGCCUCACUCUUCUCUCUCUCUCUUCUCCCACUUGAGGAAACACACUGACCUCAAACCCAAUAGCUCCACUUACACGUACGCUAUCUCCGCCGCUUCGAGUAUUCAUGACGAGAGAGCUGGCCGUUCUGUUCAUGGUCAAGCGGUCGUUGAUGGGUUUGACUCGGAACUACACGUCGGGUCCAAUACCGUCAAGAUGUACUUCAAGUUUUCGCGGGUGGAUGAUGCACGGAAGGUGUUCGACAGAAUGUCUGAGAGAGACGUGGUUUUGUGGAAUACUAUGUUAUGUGGAUACAGAGAGAAUGAGAUGUAUGAGGAGUCUGUUAAGGUUUUUAGGGAUUUGAUUAACGAGAGCUGUACUCGUUGGGACUCGACGACUGUGUUGAAUAUACUCCCCGCUGUUGCGGAGUUGCAGGAGCUGAGGGUUGGGAUGCUAAUCCAUAGUCUUGCGAUGAAGACAGGGUGCUACUCCCACGAUUUUGUUCUCACGGGUUUCAUCUCGUUGUACUCGAAAUGUGGAAAGGUUGAAGCUUUGAGUGCUCUGUUUCGAGAGUUUUGUGCACCGGAUGUUGUAGCUUACAAUGCGAUGAUUCACGGGUAUGCUUCUAACGAAGAGACUGAGCUCUCUGUAAGCUUGUUUAGAAAGCUGGUGUUGUCGGGGGAAAGGUUGAACUCAAGCACGCUGGUGAGUUUGAUCCCUGUCUCUGGUGGUCAUCUUAUGCUUGUAUAUGCCAUUCACGGUUACAGCUUGAAAUCAGGUUUCUUGUCUCAUGAAUCUGUCCCAACCGCGUUAACAACGGUUUACAGUAAAAUGGACGAGAUGGAAUCAGCACGGAAGGCUUUUGAUGAGUGUACGCACAAAAGCUUGGCGUCUUGGAACGCAAUGAUCUCGGGUUAUACACAAAACGGGUUGACAGAGGACGCGAUAUCUCUGUUCAGAGAAAUGCAGAAGUCUGAGUUUCGUCCGAACCCGAUCACGAUAACUUGUAUUCUAUCGGCUUGUGCGCAGUUAGGAACGUUGAGCUUGGGGAAAUGGGUGCAUGGUUUAGUAAGGGGUAGCGAUUUUGAGUCUAGCAUAUAUGUGUCUACUGCUUUGAUUGGUAUGUAUGCAAAGUGCGGAAGCAUUGAAGAAGCACGCCGGUUGUUUGACUUGAUGCCGAAGAAGAAUGAAGUUACAUGGAACACAAUGAUCUCCGGUUAUGGGCUCCAUGGACAUGGACAUGAAGCUCUGAAUAUCUUCUCUGAGAUGUUGAGUUCCAGCGUUGCACCGUCCCCAGUCACUUUCCUCUGUGUUCUCUACGCUUGUAGUCAUGCUGGUCUUGUCAAGGAAGGUAAUGAGAUAUUCAAUUCCAUGAUCCACCGGUAUGGUUUCGAACCAACGGUCAAGCAUUACGCAUGCAUGGUUGAUAUUCUUGGCCGAGCAGGACAUUUGCAGAGAGCACUGCAGUUUAUAGAGGCAAUGCCAGUUGAGCCGGAUCCUUCCGUGUGGCAAACACUGCUUGGAGCUUGUAAGAUUCACAAAGACACAAACCUUGCACGUACCGUCUCCGAGAAGCUUUUUGAGCUGGAUCCAGACGAUGCAGCUGAUAGAAACUAUCCACAGGCUGCUACGGUCGGACAAGAAGCAAAGAAGAGGAAACUAGCCAAGGCUCCUGGUUAUACCUUGAUAGAAAUUGGUGAGACGCCUCAUGUGUUUACCUCGGGUGAUCAGUCACAUCCACAGGUAAAAGCAAUAUAUGAGAAGCUAGAGGAGCUCGAAGGGAAGAUGAGGGAAGCUGGGUAUCAACCGGAGACUGAAUUGGCCUUGCACGACGUGGAGGAGGAAGAAAGGGAGCUGAUGGUGAAAUUUCAUAGUGAGAGGCUAGCCAUUGCCUUUGGACUCAUUGUCACCGAACCAGGAACUGAAAUUCGGAUCAUAAAGAAUCUCAGGGUCUGUUUAGACUGUCAUGCCGUAACCAAACUCAUCUCGAAGAUCACAGAGAGAGUGAUAGUUGUAAGAGACGCCAACCGCUUCCACCAUUUCAAAGAUGGUGCUUGUUCUUGCGGAGAUUAUUGGUAGUGACUUGUUUUGGCCGCAAGACAAGUCAUCUUGUACUCAUAAUGUAACAUUACAUCACUCAUAAGUGAUUAUUCUUUAAGUCUUGGUUUCUUGUUAUUCAAAUAAUCUACUUCUAUGGUUUCACAUACAUGGAAAUAAAAGGAACUAUACCGAAACU